Molecule: messenger RNA, 651 nt
Organism: Ostrinia furnacalis (Asian corn borer)
Lineage: Eukaryota; Metazoa; Arthropoda; Insecta; Lepidoptera; Crambidae
Exons: 1
Coding region: 1-651 (216 amino acids)
Source: RefSeq, a predicted model, not a curated record
AUGCAUCGACAGCUAAAGUCAGCUCUCAUGUGUCACGGCGAUUCCUGGUGCAAUAGCCUUCCAGUUGUUUUAUUAGGUAUGCGUUCUGCGUUGAAAGAGGACUUACAGACUUCUGCGGCAGAAUUGGUGUAUGGGGAACCACUGCGUUUACCAGGGGAGUUUGUUUCGCAUGCCAAGACUGAUCGUGUUGAAGAUAUUAAAUCUUAUGUAGCACAAUUGCGGAAAUAUGUGGCUGAUCUGAAACCUUGCUCACCUGUACGUCACGGUCAACCGAAGACAUUUGUAUCACAAGAUCUGGCAACGACUAGCCAUGUGUUCCUUAGGGAUGAUAUUCCAAACAGACCUGCUUUGAAAUGCCCAUAUUCUGGUCCGCAUAAGGUACUUAAAAGGGGUGAUAAAACGAUAAGUCUUGAUGUCGGCACGAGGAAUGUUUCUGUAAGCUUGGAUAGGGUUAAGCCCGCUUUCAUUGAUGUCGAUCCAUCUGCGAUUGCAUCAUCCACGCGGGUGUCUGGAGCAUCUCCAUCUUCGUCACCACCGUCAUCGCCUCAUUCAUCACAACCCGCCGCAAUUGUGCCUCCUCUACCAAUCACGAAGGCUUAUACCACUCGGUCAGGCCGUAGGGUGAGGUUUAAAGUCCCCGCAGUUUCAUAA